Messenger RNA from Perca flavescens (yellow perch), 1054 nucleotides. RefSeq names its product gremlin 2, DAN family BMP antagonist a (gene grem2a). Gene Ontology annotation, biological process: animal organ morphogenesis. Gene Ontology annotation, molecular function: BMP binding; receptor ligand activity. The transcript has 2 exons. The coding region runs from base 323 to 901 and encodes 192 amino acids. The record is from RefSeq and is a predicted model, not a curated record. NCBI's taxonomy places the organism in Eukaryota, Metazoa, Chordata, Actinopteri, Perciformes, Percidae.
GCUAUGGGCUUACUGUGACUGAGACCUGGAGAUUCUUUCUUAAUCCUAAAAGCAAAAAGACUAAUAAGAGAAAGUUAGACUGAGAGAGAAAGUAAGGAAAGAAACAAAACUUUUCCAGGGAGAUGGAAAACUGAUCGUGUCCAACACAUUGAAACUUUAGUUGGGAGAAAAAGAGGAGCAAGGACAAGCCUGAGGAUACUACUGAUUAUGUUGCCAUGGAAACCGAAACCUGGAAGCGGACGCAAGGACCACUGAAGGUGGACAACCUCCCUUGACUGCAUCCUCGACACAUAACUGUCCCGCUGCGCCCUGUGGUGAGAGAAUGCUGUGGAGAAUAACUAUCCCAGUCAUACUGGCUGGGGUGCUCUGCAUCCCCGCAGAGACCAAAAAGCAUCGGCCCCAGGGAUCCAUCCCGUCCCCGUAUAAGACCAAAGGGAACCUGUCCUCAGAACGUCACCACCGGCUAUUGCAGCAGAAACCAGAGGUGCUAUCUUCCAGCCGCGAGGCAUUGGUAGUGACAGAGCGCCGCUACCUCCGCAGAGACUGGUGCAAGACCCAACCUCUCCGUCAGACAGUCAGUGAAGAGGGCUGCCGCAGCCGCACUGUGGUCAACCGUUUUUGCUACGGUCAAUGCAACUCCUUCUACAUCCCCCGCCAUAUGGGCCCCAGCUCGGGUCAGCCCCAGAAUCGAGGCCAAGCCUCAGGCUCUGGAAGGAAAAGCCACAACAAGGCCCAGGAGCCGUUCCAGUCCUGCUCCUUCUGCAGGCCACACCGCAUCACACAGCUCACAGUGAAGCUAGACUGCCCAGACCUGCAGCCCCCUUUCAGACACCGUAAGGUGCCGAGGGUCAAACAGUGUCGCUGCAUGUCUGUGGAUGUGAGCGGCCACGGGAAACUGUGAAGAGGGACUUGAAAGGUCAUCAUAUGACAUCAUAUGAAUAUUAUAAAAGACAGAAAUUUACAAACUUUGCCAAAGAAGGACUGGCUUCAAGUUGAACUAUUCUGCAUCGUGUUGUACAAAUAAAGGCUUGUCCCACAAUAAAAGGACAUGAAA